Hypanus sabinus (Atlantic stingray) is the source of this 914-nucleotide messenger RNA. Its product is annotated as transmembrane protein 250. Lineage: Eukaryota; Metazoa; Chordata; Chondrichthyes; Myliobatiformes; Dasyatidae. The record is from RefSeq and is a predicted model, not a curated record. The coding region runs from base 377 to 796 and encodes 139 amino acids. The transcript has 3 exons.
UGGGGUUCCAUGGGUCUGCCGGGCUGCCGCCGCUGCUUGGCGACAUGCCGUAAAAUGUGAGCGGUCGCUGAGGAGACGGUAAGAAGCCUCUUCUUCCGUGGUGCGGAUGUUCUCAGUUGUUGAGCGCAACAUUGUUUUGUGAAGAAUAAGAGAUGUUAAAGAAAUAUUGUUAAAAUUGUAAAAUUUCGAUUGGAAUGAAGAAGCCAAACCAGUGAUGCUGCUAGCAGAUAUGCCUGGCUAUUAGGAAAUGAAGACCUUUGAACAGGAAACAGUGGGGAGCUGUUGACCAUUAACAGACGAUGAUUUGUUUGUUGUUUGCGAAGCCACAUUUUCUCGGACUCCUGUCACUGAGAGAACAUUGCAGCAAGCUGCCUUGAUGCCGAUAUUCCCAAUCCCCCGUCGGGUGCGUUCCUUCCAUGGCCCCCAUUCUACAUGUCUACAUUCGGCAUGUGGCCCAGUUCGGACAACGCACCUCGUCCGGACCAAAUACAGUAGCUUCGACCUUUACUUGAAAUCACGGUGGCUGUUUUGUUUCAUCCGCUUCCUGUUGUACUUCAGCUGCAGCCUCUUUACGUCCAUACUCUGGGUGGCACUGUCCAUCCUCUUCUGUAUCCAGUACUUCUUCAUACGUGUGUCACUGCGCUUUCAAUACAAGCUUUCCAUAGUGCUUCUGUUGCUGGGGCGUAGGCGUGUUGACUUUAACACAAUGAAUGAACUCUUUAUCUAUGGGAUCCAUGUGACAAUGCUGCUAGUUGGAGGACUGGGCUGGUGUUUUAUGGUGUUUGUUGAUAUGUAAAUAAGAGUGCAUGUGAGAAAUGGUUUUGUGCAUUAUAUUGUAAAAUAUAUUGUUUACAAUCAUGCAAAAAGAUUAUUUGAUUUUUAUUUAAAACUAAAUCUUGCUAUGUUAAAAUAUA